Misgurnus anguillicaudatus (oriental weatherfish) is the source of this 1597-nucleotide messenger RNA. It is a transcript of the gene eef1da, whose product is annotated as eukaryotic translation elongation factor 1 delta a (guanine nucleotide exchange protein). Gene Ontology annotation, cellular component: eukaryotic translation elongation factor 1 complex; cytosol. Gene Ontology annotation, biological process: translational elongation. NCBI's taxonomy places the organism in Eukaryota, Metazoa, Chordata, Actinopteri, Cypriniformes, Cobitidae. The record is from RefSeq and is a predicted model, not a curated record. Gene Ontology annotation, molecular function: translation elongation factor activity; guanyl-nucleotide exchange factor activity.
CGGUCUCUUUCUGAAACAAGAUAUCCACCGGAAAGUUGCACUCAAAACCGCUUGUCACUUAUCAAACUCUUCAAAAGGAAAGUGAAAAGCCCCUGUCAUCAUUUUUGCCUCUAAAUACCUAAACAGAUGGAAAACCAGAGGUCUCAAGCCAAAGACCAAACCACUCGUGUAAAGGCAGUUAGCAGGCCUGACCUGCCAAUUUCAAAUGAUGAAAAGAGAAAGCACAGUAGCUCGUCCCAGUCUGAACACCAGCGCUCUCAGGAAGUUCACUACCAUCAUGAUCACAUCUCCCAGGCUUCCAGAGGAGAGAAGGUUUGGUUCAAUCGCAGCGUUUAUGAGCAAGCCGAUGAGGCUUAUCAGACCUUGUUGACUUCGGUGAGCGAGAUCCCUCCAGUUUUAACUUCCACAAAAGACAAAGUUCCUCGCACCUUGGUCUUCAGGGCCAAAAGAAAUUCUGGCCACCAGUACCAAGAAGAGGUGAAUGAUGCACAUACUCGUUCCUUUACUUCACAACAGCGGCGCUCAUCAUCCGAACCUCGGAGGGGUCGACAUGCCCCCAAAAGUAGCAGAAAGAGAGUUUACUCCGAGACCGAACGUGACCCCAAGAGAAGAGAAAACAUCACAAUGAGUGGACUGCAGGGACUCGCCCAGGAGAAGAUCUGGUUUGACAAGUCCAGAUACGACGAGGCCGAACGGCAUUUCUACGAGGGUGCGAAAUGCACUGCACAGACACCACAGGAGAGAGAAGCUAGUGCCAUCCUGCAGGACAUUGCUAAAGCCCGACAGAAUAUCCAGCAGUCCCUAUCCGGAGUCAAGACUGCACUGCAGGCUAAUAAAGGGCACGCUCGCUCUCAAAAACCCCGUGAGAGGAAAACUAGUCAGAAUGCCAGUAAAUCUGAGGAUCAGAGUGAACUCAUCUCACGCGUCAAGAAUCUGGAACUGGACAACAAGAAUUUGCACAAAGUGGUGGAUGAUCUGAGAGCCACAUUGUCCAAGUUGGAGUCCAGAAUGGCUGUGCUGGAGAAGAGCCAAGGUCCAGCUUCAAAGGCCGCUCCCGUUGCCAAGUCUGCUCCCGUCCAGAAGCCCAAGGUUGAGGAACAGAAUGGUGGUGCUGAUGAUGAUGACGACAUUGACCUGUUUGGCAGCGAUGAGGAAGACGAGGAGGCAGAACGCAUCAAAGCAGAGAGAGUAAAGGAGUACGCGCAGAGGAAAUCAAAGAAACCCGCCCUCAUCGCCAAAUCCUCCAUCUUGCUGGACGUCAAACCUUGGGAUGAUGAGACGGAUAUGAAGAAGCUGGAGGAAUGCGUGCGCUCCAUACAGAUGGAUGGGCUCCUGUGGGGAGCAUCUAAGCUGGUUCCUGUCGGCUACGGCAUCAAAAAGCUCCAGAUUGGAUGUGUGGUUGAAGAUGAUAAAGUGGGAACAGACAUUCUGGAAGAGGAGAUCACAAAGUUUGAGGACUUUGUCCAGAGUGUUGACAUCGCUGCCUUCAACAAGAUUUGAGCCUGUUACCUCCAAAAACCACCUCACAUUUGGUUACCUCUGCUUUUAUAUUACACGGUUACCAAUAAACUGUUCAAACACUUGAACCAAACCAUCA